UCACCGGCAUUUCAGAAGUGAAGAGACGCAACGAUUGCAGUCGGAAAACGCUACGAAGCGAAGGAUGUGUUCGGAGGGGAGUGCGAUCUGCCUUGAGAUUCUCAUCGCGCUCUUGUUGCCUCCUUUGGGGGUUUUCUUCCGCUAUGGCUGCUGCAGUGUGGAAUUCUGCAUCUGCGUGCUCCUGACCAUCUUGGGCUACGUCCCUGGGAUGAUCUACGCCGUAUAUGUGAUUUUGGCCGUCGAUCGCGAGAAGUACCGCAGCGAUUACUAUCAGCCCAUCAAUGCAUAGCUAGAUCUCAGUCCUCUUUCCCUUUUAAACUGAAAUAAAUCUCUCUCUCUCUCUCUCUCUCUCUCUCUCUCUCUCUCUGUGUUUGCUAUUUGGAUAUCUGUUUCGACUUGCUGAUUUAUUUUUUAAUCUGAUACUCGAUUUCGUGCUGCAAAUUGGUCGAGUCGGGUCCCGGGAAGUCCCGGACCCGACCCGAUCCGACCCGUCUAAUAAUAGGUUCUGUAUCUAA
Molecule: messenger RNA, 515 nt
Organism: Magnolia sinica
Lineage: Eukaryota; Viridiplantae; Streptophyta; Magnoliopsida; Magnoliales; Magnoliaceae
Product: hydrophobic protein OSR8-like
Exons: 2
Coding region: 65-289 (74 amino acids)
Cellular component (GO): membrane
Source: RefSeq, a predicted model, not a curated record